GAAACCGAAAAGCAAAGAAAAAUGAAAAGAAAAGAAAGAAAGGAAACUUCGCGAGAGAGAUUGGAAUAUAAUCCCUCUCUCCAUCUCUCUCACCUAUCGAGAUCGCAUCAGCAUCCAAUUACACACACCUCCUUAAACAUUCCUCAAAAUUACCAUUUUACUAUCCCACAAACAGAAAAAAACCAAAAAACUGAAAAAACUGAGUUAAAACAAAAAAAGUAAAGGGCAAAUAACAGACAAAGCAGCACAAAAAACAAACAUAACAAUAAUCUCUUCCAACUCUUUCACUCUCGCGGCCACCUUCACACAAUGAACCCAUAACCAUGUCAUCAGGGCCGCCGGAACAGCAACCCCAACAGCAAGAACCGCCACCAAAACCACCGCAACUAGUCCGUAAACUUGUAGUAGAAAUUCUUGACGCACGUAAUUUAUUACCAAAGGAUGGACAAGGCAGCUCCAGUCCAUAUGUUGUCGUGGAUUUUGACGGCCAGAAGAAGCGGACUUCAACUGUGUGUAGAAAUCUUAACCCGGAAUGGCACGAGGCUCUGGAAUUCAUCAUAUCCGAUCCUAGAACGAUGGAGUUUGAGGAGCUAGACAUUGAGGUAUUCAACGACAAGAAGCUGAGUAAUGGGAAUGCAAGGAAGAAUCAUUUUUUAGGGAGAGUAAAAAUUUAUGGGAGCCAGUUUGCGAGGAGGGGUGAAGAGGGAUUGAUAUACUUCCCUUUGGAGAAAAAGAGUGUUUUUAGUUGGAUUAGAGGUGAACUGGGUUUGAAGAUUUAUUACUAUGAUGAAAUGGUGCAAGAAGCUGAGGAACAGCCUCCACCGCCGCAACCAGAGCAGCAGCAGCAGCAGCAGCAGGCGCCACCACCGCCGCAGGAAGAAGUGAGGAAAACUCCUGUUUUCGUUGUCAUGGAAGAUCCCCGUCAGAGGAUGCUUGAAGUCCCUAUGCCGACGGAGUUUGCCAUGGAAGCACAGGAACAAUCCCCGCCUAUUGUCACGAUCGAGGAAUCUCCUUCGCCGAUGAAUAUGCCGCCGGAACAGCAGCAACAACAGUGUAGUCACAGUCACAGGCAUCAUGAGGAGGAUCCACCAAUGAUGACGAGUGUUCCACCACCUGAUCAGUACCCACCACCGGAAGUGAAGCGGAUGCAGGCGGCAAGAGCUGGAGAAAGAAUGAGAGUUUUGAGACGGCCAAACGGAGACUACUCGCCUAGGGUAAUCUCCGGGAAAGUCGGCGGUGAUUCGGAAAAAAUCUCGGCGUUCGAUCUCGUUGAGCCAAUGCAAUACCUAUUCGUUAGAAUUGUGAAAGCUAGAGGACUUGCGCCGAGUGAAAGCCCAUUCGUGAAGAUUCGUACUUCAAGCCAUUUUGUCAGGUCUAAACCGGGCAUUAUCCGGCCCGGCGAGCCGUUGUCGUAUCCAGAGUGGCAACAGGUCUUCGCCCUAGGCUACAACAAACAAGAGACGGCUAAUUCAACACUUGAAAUUUCAGUUUGGGAUAGCGCGUCUGAUAAUUUCCUCGGUGGAGUUUGUUUCGACCUCACCGAUGUGCCAGUACGAGAUCCGCCGGACAGUCCUCUUGCUCCGCAGUGGUAUAAUCUCGAAGGUGGCGGCGAUGACCAGCACAAAGUUUCCGGCGAUAUUCAGCUCUCUGUUUGGAUUGGAACUCAAGCAGAUGACGCGUUUCCUGAAUCGUGGAGCUCAGACGCACCCUACGUGGCACACACGCGCUCAAAAGUCUAUCAAUCUCCCAAGCUCUGGUACCUAAGAGUCACAGUGAUUGAAGCUCAGGACCUUCAUAUUGCCCCAAAUUUACCGCCGUUAACGGCGCCGGAGGUAAGAAUCAAAGCUCAGCUAGGGUUUCAAUCGGUGCGAACUCGACGAGGGUCUAUGAAUCAUCAUAGUUCGGCGUUCCACUGGAACGAAGACUUAAUCUUCGUCGCCGGUGAGCCACUUGAAGAUAGCCUCAUCUUGCUAGCGGAAGAUCGUACGACGAAGGAUCCAGUGCUCCUCGGGCACAUAAUAAUUCCUGUGAGCUCGAUCGAGCAGCGGGUCGAUGAGCGACUCGUGGCAGGCAAAUGGUUCGGAUUGGAAGGUGGGCCAGGUGGGUCCUACUGUGGAAGGGUAAACUUGAGGAUGUGCUUAGAAGGAGGAUAUCACGUGCUUGAUGAAGCAGCGCACGUGUGUAGUGAUUUCAGGCCCACUGCUAAACAGCUAUGGAAACCGGCAGUUGGUAUUUUGGAGCUGGGAAUUCUUGGAGCUCGCGGGUUGUUACCAUUGAAAUCCAAGGGUCCGGGAAAAGGAUCCACAGAUGCUUACUGUGUUGCCAAAUACGGGAAGAAAUGGGUGCGGACUCGGACCAUAACCGAUACAUUUGACCCGCGUUGGAACGAGCAGUACACAUGGCAAGUAUACGAUCCUUGUACAGUUCUUACAAUUGGCGUAUUUGAUAAUUGGCGUAUGUUUGCUGAUGCUGGUGAUGACAAGCCUGAUUAUCGUAUAGGAAAAGUACGUAUACGAGUCUCUACAUUGGAGAAUAACAAAGUGUACACAAAUUCCUAUCCUUUAUUAGUUCUGUUGCGAUCCGGGUUGAAGAAAAUGGGUGAAAUUGAAGUUGCAAUUCGAUUUGUUUGCCCAUCAUUGUUACCAGAAACAUGUGCUAUUUAUGGGCAGCCAGUGUUACCAAAGAUGCAUUAUCUACGCCCACUCGGGGUGGCUCAACAAGAGGCAUUGAGAGGGGCAGCUAUCAAAAUGGUUGCAGCAUGGUUAGCUCGAUCCGAGCCACCUUUGGGACCAGAGGUGGUUCGAUACAUGUUGGAUGCAGAUUCUCAUACAUGGAGCAUGAGGAAGAGUAAGGCUAAUUGGUUUCGAAUAGUAGCCGUCUUAGCCUGGGCUGUUGGGUUAGCAAAAUGGUUGGAUGACAUUAGGAGGUGGAGAAAUUCAGUAACAACGAUACUUGUCCAUGUUCUAUACUUGGUACUUGUUUGGUAUCCAGAUUUGAUUGUUCCUACUGGGUUUCUAUACGUCUUCUUGAUUGGUGUAUGGUAUUAUCGGUUCAGGCCUAAAAUACCCGCGGGUAUGGAUACCCGAAUCUCCCAAUCAGAGACAGUAGACCCGGAUGAAUUGGACGAGGAAUUUGACACAUUACCAAGUUCUAGACCACCCGAAAUAAUUCGGAUGCGAUAUGACAGAUUGAGAAUAUUGGCAGCAAGGGUACAAACAGUAUUGGGUGAUUUUGCAACCCAAGGAGAAAGGGUCCAAGCCUUAGUAAGUUGGAGGGACCCAAGGGCAACGAAAUUGUUCAUAAUCGUGUGCCUAAUUAUAACAAUAGUGCUAUAUGCAGUGCCACCAAAAAUGGUAGCAGUGGCCCUUGGAUUCUACUUCCUGCGUCAUCCCAUGUUUAGGGACCCAAUGCCACCUGCUACUUUGAAUUUCUUUAGGAGACUUCCAAGUUUAUCUGACCGUUUGAUGUAGUACAGAAACUACACUUUGCUGAUUAAAUAAAAAUUAGUCAACAAUAUUUUUUGGCGCCAGAAAUUGUGGAGAAAAAAAAGAGAGCUAGUGUGUGAAAAUCUCCUUUUUCACAAUGCUUGAAAAGGUGGGGUUUUUCAUUACAAACAUCGGUAGAAGUGAAAAGUAAGAGUAAAGGGGAAGUGGGGAAGGAUUGAGUAACUGUUGGAAUAAGGAAAAGGAGGGGAGUGGAGAUGAAAGGAGCCAUGGGGCUUAGACUAAUGGAGUGCGAGAUUAAAGGGCGGAGAUUUUUGAAAUGACAAAUUAUUUUUUGGCUGUAAUUUUGUCGUGAAAAGUAUUGACAUUGAUUUCUAUUUGACAAAUAUAAAACUGAAAGACAAUGAUAUCUUUCUUUUACA
Molecule: messenger RNA, 3865 nt
Organism: Nicotiana tabacum (common tobacco)
Lineage: Eukaryota; Viridiplantae; Streptophyta; Magnoliopsida; Solanales; Solanaceae
Product: protein QUIRKY-like
Source: RefSeq, a predicted model, not a curated record